AUGAGUAGUAAGUGUAUUGUAGCGAUUGCAACAGCUGCUAAAGCGAAACUACUACUUCGAGAGAUUAAAACUGUAAAAGCCGAUUUAGCAUUUGCAAAAGAAAGAAGUUGCCAGCUAGAAGAAGAAAAUAAAAUGCUUCGAGUGGCUCAUGAAAAGGGAGAUCACCCUACAGAUGAUGACAUGAUACGUCUGCAACUUGAGACACUUUUGGCAGAAAAGGCUAGGUUGGCUCAUGAGAACUCAGUAUAUGUACGUGAGAAUAGCUGCUUGAGGGAGAUAAUUAAAUACCAUAAACUGAGUAUGCAAGAUGUUGUGUAUUUGGAUGAGGGUAUCGAAGAAGUUGCAGAGAUUAAUCCUAGACUUUCCAGGACGCUUUCUGUAUCGCCCUCAUCGCCUUCAUCACCUGAAAACGGACUCCCCAUUGAUAGUGAUAAUCCUCCACUUGUAGAUUCCAUGAACCUUUUAGUAGGCUGAUUAAUUUUAGAUGCUCUCU
Messenger RNA from Helianthus annuus (common sunflower), 493 nucleotides. RefSeq lists its product as uncharacterized. The transcript has 3 exons. Bases 1 to 474 code for a protein of 157 amino acids. Lineage: Eukaryota; Viridiplantae; Streptophyta; Magnoliopsida; Asterales; Asteraceae. The record is from RefSeq and is a predicted model, not a curated record.